UGUAUUUUAUUCCAACACACACGUUGACGUCACGUACGUCACGUGGUAUAAUACCAAGCCGCUAGCAAGCUAACGCUUUUUAGCACUGCUGUCAACAAACGGAUAUGUUGCUUUUUUCAACCAGUCUUUCAUCGAAUUUUCAUUGAAGACGUCAAUCAUCAGCUUUUUGUCAGGAGCUCUUUGUGAGCAGCAGGAGCCCUAGGCUGUGCCACUGUAGAGAGAAGAAUCAAUGGUGUGCAGAGUUGCCACACCGCCUUGUGCACGCUGGAUGAACGCAACGUUACUCAGCACACAACGGCAGCACAUUUAUGGCGUUUGUGAGGGUGCCGCACUGUGGAGACUUUUGCCAGGCACAGCACCAGCACCUGUGAGCAGCCUGCAGCCAAACAUAUGAAGAAAUACCCCACCAGAAGUCGACCAGUACUCCUGGAGAGAGAGAGGCUGAUAUUUCUCCAAGUAUAUGGCUUGGAUUGAGCUAAUCCAGCCACUAAACAACCACUAAAUAAUUCCUGAAUGGGCUAGUUGGGAUUUAAAAUCUAAAGGGAUACCCCUUUUCUUUCUUUUGUUUCCUUUUCAUAUUCCACUUUUUAUUUACUUUCGCCCCAUUCUCCAUAGCCUAUAUCUUUCAAUAACCACCUUUAUACCCAAUCUAGCUACCAUUGUGGAGUACUUUUCUCUACUACUGUACUGUACACCCUCUCCUGGAAGACUGCCUUCUCUGUCUGUCAAGAUGAAUCGCCCCGCCCCUGUUGAGAUCUCCCAUGACUGUAUGAAGUUUCUGAUCACCCACAAUCCCACCAACUCCCAGCUGGUGAAGUUUAUAGAGGAUCUGAAGGCUUUUGGAGUGCAGACACUGGUCAGAGUGUGUGAUGCCACUUACGACAAAACCCCUGUGGAGCAGGAAGGCAUCACUGUUGUGGAUUGGCCCUUUGACGAUGGUUCUUCACCCCCUGAACAAGUCGUUGAUGACUGGCUCAACCUCCUGAAGUGUAAAUUCAGAGAGGAACCCGGUUGUUGCAUUGCAGUGCAUUGUGUGGCGGGGUUGGGUCGAGCCCCAGUCCUGGUAGCGUUGGCGUUGAUUGAGUGUGGGAUGGAGUAUGAAGAUGCUGUUCACUUUAUAAGACAAAAGAGACGUGGAGCCUUCAACUCAAAACAACUAAUGUACCUCGAAAACUACAAGCCCAAGAUGCGUCUCCGCUUCAAAGAUGCUAAUGGACAAAAUUGCUGCAUUCAGUAAGAAGAUAAGCGGUAUUGUCAAGAUUUACUCAACAAAGAAACUGACUACUAUAAGAAAAGUUAUUGAUUAUAUUCAAAUAAUAAAAAAAUAUACUCAAAGAAAAAAAAGUUAUUGAUUACCAGUCUAAAUAGUAACAUUUAAUUUGAUCAAAGUAAACAAUGUGAAAAGACCAGUUAGAGAUUAAUCUGAGUUGUUAGCACUGCUGUUUUCCUCAACUACUGUAGUGAUUCAUUAAAGCAAGAUGUUUAAAAUUGUUCCUUGUUGUUGGUGGUGUGAUCAUGUAUGAGUUGUGCAAAGGCUGAAAUCUGUUUUUGUUUAACAGCCUUUGAUAGUAUUACAUAUUUAAAAAAAUAAGAUCAUCAAGGAAGAGCACAAAUCUGCAUAAAUACUGUAUUUACCUGGUAUUUCCUACGAAAUUCUGUGGUAGAAAUGAAUUAUAACUUAUCUCAACAUAUUUGGGUAACUGCCUGGUACCAAAUGGGGAUUGCUGUAUUUGAAUGACUCAUGAAUCAACAUGUAAUUUAGGCCUAUAGGUAUUACCGUUGUAUUACCAUUUACCAUGUAAUUUCAGAGUAAAUACCUUAAUUGUAUUUCAGUUUUUGUGCUGUAAAUAAGAGUGUAACGUGAUCAUGUUUUGGAUGAUGAGCACCACCACUACAAUAUGUAGGCCUACACACAUUAGAAAACCUCAAUAAAUUAAGUUAAUACAAUUAA
Molecule: messenger RNA, 1951 nt
Organism: Salmo salar (Atlantic salmon)
Lineage: Eukaryota; Metazoa; Chordata; Actinopteri; Salmoniformes; Salmonidae
Gene: ptp4a2a
Product: protein tyrosine phosphatase 4A2a
Biological process (GO): protein dephosphorylation
Source: RefSeq, a predicted model, not a curated record